This is a messenger RNA of Candoia aspera, 4479 nucleotides long. It is a transcript of the gene TENT5A, whose product is annotated as terminal nucleotidyltransferase 5A. Lineage: Eukaryota; Metazoa; Chordata; Lepidosauria; Squamata; Candoiidae. Gene Ontology annotation, biological process: mRNA stabilization. Gene Ontology annotation, molecular function: poly(A) RNA polymerase activity; RNA binding. The coding region runs from base 603 to 1832 and encodes 409 amino acids. The record is from RefSeq and is a predicted model, not a curated record. The transcript is spliced from 3 exons.
GCUCAUUCACACAGAUCUGGCAGGCUUACGUUCGCCCAAGAAGGUCUCCAAUUGGCUCGACACCCUGGGAGCCUGAAGGCAGGAAAAUAAAUGAUCACGGCCAAGCCAGCGGUGAUUGGCGAAGCUCUUCGCACAUCACAGGUCUCAGGAAUCGCCCUGCAGCUGUUGCUGGGACGUCAGGACCCGUGACGUUGCACCCCACUCCUAUUACUGCUCUUCCAGCUGCUGGGUUGACCUCCCCCUCUUUUUAUCGGCCGUGUGUGUCUCCUUCAUCUUUCCUUGGGAAGCGUGACAGCCACCUUUUCAUCUAUGCACGACGCCGCGGCCACGUACCUUCCUCUCUGUCAUGCCUUUCAAGUCCUGCGUAUCAACAUUUAAAGAGGAUUUGGAUUUGCGCAGGUAGAGUCCUUCGAAUACCGCGCUUUAACUCUUUAAUGCUCAGGCCAUUGCAUGAUUGCGUACUGAAGACUGACAUUGCAGGAAAAAAAGAACGAAGGAAGAAGACGCCUUGAAAAGGAAACAGUGCCUUUGUUCAUUAGUUCUGCCUGUAUCGUUUAAAGCCCCCCCACACAUCCCCACCACCCUAACGACUAAGCUGGACCAUGGCAGACGAGGAAAACGUUCUUAGCGGCAGCUCAAACGAGGCUCCUCCGGAGCCCUGCCGGGGCAGUUGCGAGAGCAGCCGCUGCAAUGUGCUCACCUGGGAGCAAGUGCAGCGCCUGGACUGUAUCCUGAGUGAAACCAUCCCGAUUCACGGCCGGGGCAACUUCCCCACGCUGGAAAUGCAGCCGCGGCAGAUUGUGAAGGUGGUGAGAAGCCGCCUGGAGGAGCGAGGAAUCGGCGUGCGCGAUGUGCGGCUCAACGGCUCGGCGGCCAGCCACGUCUUGCACCAGGAUAGCGGCCUGGGUUACAAGGACUUGGACCUCAUCUUCUGCGCCGAUCUGAAAGGCGAGGCGGAGUUCCAGACAGUCAAAGACGUGGUCCUGGACUGCCUUUUGGAUUUCUUGCCGGAUGGGGUUAACAAGGAGAAGAUCACCCCACUCACCCUGAAGGAGGCCUACGUACAGAAAAUGGUGAAAGUCUGCAACGAUUCAGACCGAUGGAGUCUCAUCUCAUUAUCCAACAACAGUGGCAAAAAUGUGGAGCUGAAAUUUGUGGACUCUCUGAGAAGGCAGUUUGAGUUCAGCGUAGAUUCUUUUCAGAUCAAGCUGGACUCUCUCCUUCUUUUCUAUGAAUGUUCUGAAAACCCAAUGGCCGAAACUUUUCACCCGACUAUCAUUGGGGAGAGCGUCUAUGGGGAUUUCCAAGAAGCCUUUGAUCACCUUUGUAACAAGAUAAUUGCAACUAGAAAUCCAGAAGAGAUCAGGGGAGGUGGUCUCCUUAAAUACUGCAACCUCCUGGUCAGAGGCUUCAGGGCUGCCUCUGAAUCGGAGAUUAAGUCCCUCCAGAGAUAUAUGUGCUCAAGGUUUUUUAUUGAUUUCUCAGACAUUGGAGAACAGCAGCGCAAGCUGGAGUCCUACUUGCAGAACCACUUUGUGGGACUCGAGGACCGCAAGUACGACUAUCUCAUGACCCUUCACGGUGUGGUGAAUGAGAGCACAGUGUGCCUGAUGGGACAUGAGAGACGACAGACUUUAAAUCUUAUCACCAUGCUGGCCCUCCGGGUGCUGGCUGAGCAAAAUAUCAUUCCCAACGUAGCCAAUGUCACUUGCUACUACCAGCCGGCCCCAUACGUAGCUGAUGCUAACUUCAGCAAUUACUAUAUUGCUCAGGUUCAGCCCAUGUUCCCAUGUCAGCAGCACACUUACUCUACUUGGUUGCCCUGUAACUAACAGUUUUCAUAGACUUGGGGAGCAUCAUUUUCCAGCAAGCAAUUAAGGGGGAGGGUGGCUUUCCACUUUUAAAAAUGGGGUGUUUUUAGUGCAACGUGAUUUGCGCUACCUUUUUUGUUUGAGGAAAGUUGCGGGUUCUUCUAUCUAGUGUAACUGAGCAAGACUUAGAAAAGAACCAAAUGCUAUUGGAUUCCACCCCAAAGUAUGCAGCCUGUCUUGAAGAGCAACUAGAUCCCCUUGAAGUAAACCCAGGGGAAAUGGUUGAUGACAAUAUGGGUUGGCAAUGCUUGCUCCCAUAGCUAUGGCAGAGGGAAAGCUGGGAGGCCUGCUUUAUUUUAUUUUUUAAAUGGAACCUGAAAACUGAAAUUAAAAAAGGAGAGGAACCUAAGAAGAGGAAUCAAAACAAAAAGCUAAACGUGCUUUCAGGAAUUAAAAGAUGCAAAAUAGAGAUACGUUGGAAUAAGAUGUAUUUUGGAAUUCUCGCUCUGGAGCACGCAUGAAGUGCUGCCAGUGGAGGGUUCCAUGGAAUGUAUAGCUUGCCUUAAGAGAAACUGCUUGCUCAAGAGAAGAGAAGAGGUGGGUACUAAAAGAAGGGCGGGGAUGGGAAGGAUUGUGGCAAUUUUCAUUAUUUCCAGCUGUGUGCAUGCUUCGCAUUUUUUAAAAAAAAAUGUGGAAAAGCAAGAAAACCAGCUGUAUGCUUUAGGACCAAAGAUAAAUUAUCCUAGUAAAGAGGAGGACAUGGUAGAUUAUUAUUAUUAUUAUACACAAAUAUUAAACAAAAGUGCCUGAUGCCUUCAGAAAAUUUGAAGUUGAAAAAAUAUAGUUUUGUGGCUUAAUCUUGCAUUUUGUUUUUUAUCAGGGACACAAGAAACUAAAAAAAUAAGCUUGUGAAUACAUGGUGGAGGAUAUUCCUGUUUUUUUCCUUGCAAAGACCUAUAUAAAGGUUGUAUUGUUGGUGUCCUGCAGUCUUUGGUAUGCAAGUGUAUGUGUGUGUUGAUUGUUUUGUGUGUGUGUAUAACAUGUUAUAUGUAUAUAUUCACACGUUUUAAACAUGGUAGGGAAAUGUAGCAACGUUAAGGAAUGUUUUAAAUGAACUAUAGUGUGUGUUCCAGUCUGCGACAGGAUAUGAUUUUGAGGGCACCUUGCAGAGAUUCCCACACCAGAAAAAUCUGGGUGAACAAAUGAGUCCUAAAUGAAAUAGGAAUCCAGUGAUAAAAAUAAUUAAUUGGGCUACUUGUGAGCCAUAGGGUUUCAUAACUGGACAGAACUUCACUUUUCUCUUAAUUGUACUUUAAUAUGGUUUUAAUAUUCAGUUCACAAAUUCCUUGACUGCAUGCCUCUGUGAUGUGGUAAGAUACCAAAUGCAAUGUGGCUCAAACAGAUGGCUGCCCUCAUUGCUAAAUAUUGUUUUACUUGGUGAUUUAAAUACGUAUGAUUAAUAUUUCUUUUGAAAGGCAAGCAGAAUGCACUGUGCAUUCCAGGACCACUAUAAAUUAGUAAAUGUGAAAUGAACCAUACAUGUUGUGUGUGUGUGAUUUGAUUGCCACACACUAUUUUGCAGCUUAAUAUUGUAUCUUAUUUAAAAGGAAUAGUUUUUGCUUUCCAAAGAGGCAAGUGAAGUACUGGGAAUCAACUUACUGCACCUUUUUCCAUCCUCCUUGCAUUGAUUAUCAUGCAGAAGAGUUCUGACUCUUCCUGUUCUUUUUCCUCCAGCCACUGGUCUUUAAAAGGAAAUGAAAUCUAACUGCAAAGUUCAAAUGCAGAGUUAAGAGGUCUUUUAAGUUAGUUAAUUUAUGAACCUAUCUGUGGAUGUUUUUUUAGAUUUUUUAUCCCGCCUUUAUUAUUUUUAUAAAUAACUCAGGGCGGCAUUAUUUACUUAAUAUACCUAAUACCCCUUCCUCCUCCUAUUUUCCCCACAACAGCAACAGCCCUGUGAGGUGAGUUGGGCCAAGAGAGGGGGACUGGCCCAAGGCCAUCCAGCCUGCUCUCAUGCCUGAGGCGGGACUAGAACUCCCAGUCGCCUGGUUUCUGGCCUGCUUUAAAAAUUGUGUUGGAGUCUGGCCUGCCUGCCUUGCCCCCUUUUAAUGAUCUGAGAUUUCCAGUUUUGAAGAGGAGAUGGAGGAAGGCCUUUAACACUUGUACAAUCAGAGGUUAUCUAGGUGUAUCCCUGUCAGUGGUAAAGCAAGAUAAAAUAUUUAUAAUGGAAGGAUUAGUAAAUUGCUAACCAGAUAAUCUGUCCUUGGUCCCAGUAAAGUUACUGGCAAUAUAUUUUCCUUUACUAAUUUUUAAGUUAAGGCUUUUCCUACGUCUACAAUGAUUUUGCAUUAGUUGAAUAGGAUCCCCGUGUGUACUUGUGCGUCCUCUCUGUGAAUCCUGUGGGGAAUAAUCUUUUGUUCUGUCUCGAAAGCACUCUUUGCUCACCUUUGCUUUGUUUUCCUUUUGAUGCCUGAUAGGUAUGGCCUUUUUUUUUUAAAGCUUAUUUUGUUCAGUUUUCAGUUAUAAACAAAUGCCUGUAUUUGUCAACUCAGUCCUAUCUGUGGUGAAUGAAAAGAGAGAUGCAUUUGUUUAAAAUCAGAAUUUCACUUACUGUCUGUCUCAUUCCCAUGACCAUCCAGAACAGAAUAAUGAAUGGGUCCAGUCCAGCCUG